Messenger RNA from Helicoverpa zea (corn earworm), 1240 nucleotides. RefSeq lists its product as uncharacterized. The record is from RefSeq and is a predicted model, not a curated record. Lineage: Eukaryota; Metazoa; Arthropoda; Insecta; Lepidoptera; Noctuidae. The transcript has 5 exons. The coding region runs from base 184 to 756 and encodes 190 amino acids.
UUCCAGUCGUCUGGAAACCGCCAAACCGAUUUGACAUUUGGCAUUCCCGCCAUUUUUCACGUCAAACUGUAAUUUCGGAUACACGACCCGAAUAAAAUAAUCUAUUGAUUGAUUAGUUGCAAGUGACUUUUUGAAACUGUGUCGUUAGUUUUAAAUAUUUAAAAUUUAUUUUGGACUUUAAAUAUGGAGUCGGUAAAUACAGCGAAAGUUAUAGUGACAGUAUUUUUUUUGUGUUUGUUUGUUGAGAGCAAUGCUAAGUUGAAUGAGAAUAAGACAGAUUUUGGAGCUGAACUUAAAACUCCGAGGAAGCUCAACGAUGGAGCGGCCAUGGUGUUCGCUGAUGAACUGAAACAAACCCUUGACAGAUACCUCUUCGGGAUAUGCCCUCAGAGCUUUAAGUCUCGUUGGUUCCAGCUGCCGCUGAAGGGCAAGAACAUGACGACGGUGACCUGCGACCUGGACGCUGAUCAGCACGACCUGGCUGGCAGACUAGCAACACUAGCUCUGCGCGCGCACAGUGCGGCGCGAUCGGACUGCGCGCGGCUCGGCGCCGCGCUCGCUAACACGCUCGGCGAUCUAGCGCGCACCGCCGCUAACAGACAGCUGUUGGCUGCAGCUGCGAGUAACGAGCAAAAGAAGAGAAAACUGUCGAAAAGCCAGAAAAUGAAGAUCCAAGCAAAACAGAGGACAGCUCUCGCCGUCAAGAAGAAGGCAGCUGCGGCCGCCGCUGCCGCUGCAGCCAAGAUGUCCGCCUAAUAGGGGAGGGCCUAAUGUACCGAAUGUUUUGUGCAGUUGAUAGAUGUCAGUUUUCAAGGGUGUAGAGGUAUUAUACACCUAUAAAAAAUCUUGGAUAUUUUUAUAAUAUUUAACAACAAGAAAUAAUCAACUGCAACAGAAAACGGUCAGACAGUUAUUUAACCCGAGGAAUUGAGGACCGCUUCCUUUUUGGGAAGUCGGUUAAAAAUGGUCUUGCAUGACUUUUUAAGUUUAAUGAUACUUUUUUUAACCACCAUAAAAAGUUUGGAUUAAAAACGGCACGGCAUUUAUCGUGACUUACGUAUGUAUAAAAAAACUAAACCAAACGAAUGUUUGAGUGAGUCUUUUGAUACGAUUUUUUAAUAACUAAGAAAAGAAAGGGGUUUAUGCGUAUUGGAUAAUCUCUGGAAGUGGGACUUGGAUGGAUUCCAGAAAUUCUUUCACUAAUAGAAAGCUCUGUUAUCUAUGUGUAUUAAUACAGAUA